Molecule: messenger RNA, 2718 nt
Organism: Sodiomyces alkalinus F11
Lineage: Eukaryota; Fungi; Ascomycota; Sordariomycetes; Glomerellales; Plectosphaerellaceae
Exons: 1
Coding region: 486-2438 (650 amino acids)
Molecular function (GO): protein binding
Source: RefSeq, a predicted model, not a curated record
GUCCAUCCUUCCUACACGUUCCUAGACCAGGGUAGUUCCCCGUUUAUCGUCCAUUUCGUCCCCUUAUUUUUCCUCUCUAUAGUGAGUGUGUUAUGGGGCGCAGCUACGGCCAUAAACAUACCCUUACCUGAGUUGUCGCAAGGUGAGAGGCCUUCCUGAAGGUGAAGAGUGGGAAAGCACAGAAAAAGGGCAGAAGUGUAAAAAGAAAGGAAAAAAGGGAAAAAAAAAGGAAACAAGAAAUAAUAACAAAAAGACACGGCAGGCCGCGGAGGAUGCAAGCGACUUUGCACUGUCUUAUCUGACCUGGCCAUUCUUACAAGUUUCUUUACUCUAGCUCCAAUCUUAACCACGCACAUGGUUAUACAUUGUUUCUCAUUCUAUUGAUACCACAAAGCCAUAUUGUCCUCUUCUUUACCUAUCCUCCACAGCUGUCGUCGCCAGGGCCAAGUCACAACCACGCAAGCAGCAACAUUCACAUUAUUGUCAUGUCUCUGGACCAGCUCUCCGACGACGCCAUCCUCGAGAUCCUCUCCCAUCUCACCACAGCCCGGGACGUCGCCAACGUCUCGCGUGCCUGCAGGGCCUUACACAGGACCGUGCACCAGGGUGGAGGCUGGCGCUCCUUUGUCAGGCACCGUUUCGCCACAUAUGCCGUCAGCGAGCCCCGCGAUGGCCGAUGGGACGAACUCGCCGCCGCUCUGACCGCUCAGUCCCGCAGCUGGGACCGGAAGAGCUUGCUCCCCGUCGCAUAUACCCACGCGCAGUCGCCACAGAGCAACUUCUUCGCAGGUCAGCACAGUAGAAGGCUCCAUCAUCCCUUCUCGCCUGCACUCGACGCUGCUCGUGUCUGGAAUGACAGCUUCGAGCUCGUCGUUUGGGGUGCCGGCGAGGACAUUGUCGGUCGGUUUCGCCCCCUGGCGAGCAGCGGGAGCGACCGCAGGAGGAGCAAUGGUGGUGGUGGUGGUGGUGGUGGUGGUAACUCGGGAGAAGGGGACGCAUGGUUCUGCUUCGAGGGUCGGAGGAACGGGUACAGUCCCGCCAAGGGCGAUGUGACGGCCAUCAAGCUCAUCGAGCCUGGCGGCAAGCUGGGCAUGCUGAUCGGCCGGGCUUCCGGCGAGCUGCAUCUCAUCUCCGCAGAAAGGGGGAAUGCGAGCAAUGUCGUCGAAACAUUUCGUCUGCCGGAACCACCGUCUCAUGUUAAGGCUGCGACGUGGGAAGCUGCGGCAUACGUAGAUGUCUGCCCGAACCAGACAUCCAUCGUAGCGGGAAACCGGGCAACAAUUAACAUUUUCCCCUUGCGCUCAUCGUCUAUGAGCGAGGCUAUCCCAUUAGAGACCUUCUCCCUCGACUCGCACACCUUUCAUGGCAGUGACGACCGUUCAUUAUUCAUUCACAGCGCGAAAGCCCUGACAAACGACACCAUCGCCUGCGCGCUGGGCGGGGAUCCCGUCCCCUUACGCUGGUUACAGGCCACGCCAACAGGACUCGUCCCAAAAGUGGUGGAUAAGAGUGAUCGUCUUCUGCGCAAUCUGUCAAGAAGUGUCAAAACGACCAUACGGGCUCUCGAGGUCAUUCCCACGGCCGGUCUCUCGGCUGGCCAGAGCGGAAGCGGCAACCUACUCCUGACCGCCUGGGACGAUGGUACCGUCAGACUGCUCGACACGCGAACCCCAUCCCCUUACGACAUGAUAUACCGCGACCUCUUCCAACCCGAAGAGACCACUUCCUCCCUCCUCACCUGGGGCGCACACCAUUUCGUGGCCGGCAGCAACGAGUACCCUCACCUCAAGACGUUUGAUUUCCGCUGGCCAGAACACCACGCCGAAUACCGUUACACCGACGCCCUCCCCUGCUCUCCUUCGCCCCCCUUUCCCGCCCCUCCCGACGCAGACUGGAGCCUGCCUCUACCACACCGCCGCCCUCGGCCCGACCUAGUCCACAGUCGCUGCAACCACGCCGAGAACACGGUCUGUACUUUCCACCGCCUGGCGCGCGAAGACGACUACCACCCCAACGCCUGCCUCAUCCUCCAGCCCAGCAGCAGCAGCAACAGAAGCAGCAGCACCUCGAGCCGCCGCAGCCUGCCCUCCCGCAUCCACUCCCUCGCAAAGUCCUCCAACGCCGCCGACGCCUUCUACGUCGGUCUCCCCGGCGCCGUGGCCGAGAUGCGCCUGGUCGCCGAGGGCGAAUCUCACGUCGGCCCGCUCGUGGGUAAAGCGGCGUCCCGGCGGGGCUGGCAGGCCGAGACGGCACAGUUCGCCUUCCUGGAGACCGGGACUGGGAUGCUGCCGCCCCUCGAGGACGGGUAUCCCGGCUUGGGCAUCUACACGUUUUCGCCCCUGUUGGUGCAACAGUGGGGUGGGCGGCCUUGGACCCCUCCUGAGGGAGCGAGGUGGCAUCGCUGGGAUAGACGGUUCUGGAGCCCCGACCACUUUUAGAGGGGUGAAUCGGAUGGACCGGGUGUGGGUUCCAGCAGAUACAGAUGAGCGCCUAGGUUCUGGUCGAAAGACGACCAGGGACGUAUCGGAGGGUGGGUAAAGAUCCCGGGUAUGCCUUUAAUUGGACAUGCAUGUAUAUAGAGUAGUUCUCCUGGACAGUCUCCAAUGGUCCCUGAUGAACGCGUUGAAUUAUUGGCCUUGAUGAAGUUUCUUGAUAUGGUCGAAUAGCUUUCUUUUUAUACAGGUCCUCCUGGAGGCACGGAAUAUCACACCCGGCGCA